Pseudopipra pipra is the source of this 3209-nucleotide messenger RNA. RefSeq names its product immunoglobulin mu DNA binding protein 2 (gene IGHMBP2). The record is from RefSeq and is a predicted model, not a curated record. Gene Ontology annotation, molecular function: ATP hydrolysis activity; ATP binding; DNA binding. Lineage: Eukaryota; Metazoa; Chordata; Aves; Passeriformes; Pipridae. Gene Ontology annotation, cellular component: nucleus; cytoplasm. The transcript has 15 exons. Bases 41 to 2974 code for a protein of 977 amino acids.
GCGGGGCCGCGGCCGUUGUGGGCGGGGCGUCGCGGCGGCCAUGGCGGCGGAAGCGGCGGAGCGGCACCUGGAGCUGCUGCGGGAGGAGCGGGAGGCGGAGCUGGCCGAGAGCAGGGCAUGGCAGGAGAGCGUCUCCCUGAAGGAAUUGCAGCGGAGGGGCGUCUGCUUGCUCAAACUCCAGGUCACCAGCCAGAGAACCGGCCUCUACGGGCGUCUCCUCGUGACAUUCCAGCCCAGGAAAUGGGAUUCGGACUCCGAGCUGCCCUCCAACAGCUUUGGGCCUGGGGACAUCGUGGGGCUCUACGACUCUGCUGGGCAGGGUGACCCAGUGGCCACCGGCGUCGUGACCCGUGUCACCUCCAAGGCAGUGACCGUGGCCCUGGAGGAGCCCCGGGAUGGGGAGCUGGGCCUGGACCACGAGCGCUCCUUCCGCCUGCUCAAGCUGGCCAACGACGUCACCUACAACAGGCUCAAAAGAGCUUUAACUGCACUCAAGCAGUACCGUGGUGGCCCGGCCUCCGACCUGAUCGACGUCCUCUUCUUUGCUUCUGCUCCCAGGGCGUCCAGUGACACAAAGCCUCUGAAGUUUUUCAAUACCUCACUGGAUGAAUCCCAGAGGGAAGCUGUCUCCUUCUCCCUGGCCCAGAGGGAGCUCGCCAUCAUCCACGGACCACCCGGCACAGGGAAGACCACGACCCUGGUGGAGAUCAUCCUGCAGGCUGUGCAGCAAGGCCUCAAGGUGCUGUGCUGUGCCCCUUCCAACGUGGCUGUGGAUAACCUGGUGGAAAGGCUGGCCAGCUCCAAGGCCCGGAUCCUGCGGCUGGGACACCCCGCUCGCCUGCUGGAGCCCAUCCAGCAGCAUUCCCUGGAUGCAGUCCUGGCCCGUGGGGACAACGCCCAGAUAGUGGCAGAUAUCAGGAAGGACAUCGACCAGGCCUGGGCAAAAACCAAAAGGGCCCAGGACAAGGGAGAGCGGAGCCAUUUCCUGGGUGAGAUAAAGACCCUGAGGAAGGAGCUGAAGGAGCGAGAAGAAGCUGCCAUGGCCUCAGCCCUCGGCCACGCCAGCGUUGUCCUGGCCACCAACACAGGUGCCUCCUCCGACGGCCCGCUGAAGCUGCUGCCCGAAAACCACUUCGACCUGGUGGUGAUUGAUGAGUGUGCUCAGGCCCUGGAAGCCAGUUGCUGGAUCCCUCUGCUGAAGGCUCCCAAGUGCAUCCUGGCCGGGGAUCACAAGCAGCUGCCCCCCACCAUCGUCUCCCACAGGGCCGCGGCCCAGGGCCUGUCCCUGAGCCUGAUGGAGCGGCUGGCGCGGCACUACGGGGAGCGGGCGGUGCGGAUGCUGACGGUGCAGUACCGCAUGCACCGGCUCAUCAUGGACUGGGCCUCCUCGGAGCUCUACGGCGGCCGGCUCAGCGCCCACCCCUCCGUGGCACAGCACCUGCUCAGGGACCUGCCAGGUGUCUCCUCCACAGAAGAGACCACCAUUGCCUUGCUGCUCAUCGACACCGCUGGCUGUGGCCUGUUUGAGCUGGAAGAGGAGGAUGAACAGUCCAAGGGGAAUCCAGGGGAGGUCCAGCUGGCCGGGCUGCACGUCCAGGCCUUGGUGGACGCUGGUGUGAAGGCCAAGGACAUCGCUGUGGUGGCUCCCUACAACCUCCAGGUGGACAUGCUACGAGAGCACCUUUGUCACAGCCACCCCGAGCUGGAAAUCAAAUCAGUUGAUGGUUUCCAAGGAAGAGAGAAGGAGGCAGUGAUCCUGUCCUUUGUCAGAUCCAACAGGAAAGGUGAGGUGGGUUUCCUGGCGGAGGAGCGGCGGAUCAACGUGGCGGUGACGCGGGCGCGGCGCCACGUGGCCGUGGUGUGUGACAGCCACACCGUGGGCAGCCAGCCCUUCCUGCGCCGCCUCCUGGACCACUUCUCCCGCCACGGCCACGUCCGCUCCGCCUUCGAGUACCUGGAUGACCUCGUGCCCCAAAACUACUCCGGGAAGGGCCGGGGCGAGCGGCAGCAGGGCCCGAAACCGCCCGCGGCGUCCGGCCCCAAACCGCGGCCGGCUCUGGGCGGGAAGCAAAAGGCGGGAGCAGCAGCCGGAGCUGGGAGCCAGAAACAGGGAGCACGUUCCUCCCGGAACACCGCCGGAGCUGGGAGAGAGGACUCAGGGACAAAGGAUGCCGGGGACAGGUUCAGGGCCGCGCUGGUGGCGUUCCUGGCGAGCGGCGAGGUGCAGCUGGAUUUCCCGCCGUCCCUGAAUUCCCACGACCGGAUGCUGGUUCACCUGCUGGCAGAGGAAUACGGGCUGCAGCACCUGAGCUCCGGGGAGGGCCGGGACAGGUACAUCAGUGUCCGUAAGAGAGACCCCGUGGAGCCCCCCGAGCCGCCCCCCGAGCCCCCGCAGCCCCUUCCAGAGCCUGAGCAUCCCAGCGGGAGCACCCCUGUCCCUGCGGAGCCGGGGGGGAGCAGCGAGGGCUCGGGGAAAGUGGACCUGAAAUCCCUGCACCUGGAGAGAGUCCAGAGGGAGAAAGCCAGACGGGAGGAGGCGGCGGGAAGGAAGGUGCGGGAGCCCGGCACCAGCAGCAGGAAAAAGGACAAAAGCGAAGCCAAAGGAAAGCCGGCGGUCGGGAGCGGAGCAGGAGAAGAUUUCGACGCUCUGAUCUCUGCGGCCAUGGAGGCUGACAGGACCUGUGCCUUCCCCCGCUGCAAAGCCUCUGUCACAACCCUGGGCCAGCUCUGCCACCACUGCCACCGGUGCUACUGCCUCAGCCACCACAUCCCUGAGGUCCACGGCUGUGGGGACAAGGCCAAGGCCCAGGCGCGGCAGCGGAUCAGCAGGGAAGGGGUCCUGUAUCCCGGGAGUGGCUCCAAGGACAAAUCCCUGGACCCAGCCAAGCGAGCCCACCUCCAGCGGCGCCUGGACAAGAAGCUCAGCGAGCUGACGAGCCAGAGGAAGGGCAGAAAGAAAGACAAGGAGAAAUGAGGGACCUGAAUCCCGCUUUUUUAACCUCAGAGCUGCCGCUCAGCCCUCCCAGGCCGGAGCUGCUGAGCCCUGGGGGGAGUGGGGGGCUCGAUUUUGGGGGGGACACAGCCUGGAGCCAGGGGCUGGGGAGGGAGAGGUGCUGUAUUGUCCUGGUUAUCCGUAUGGACACGGUGAUGGAUGUUCACAGAGGCUGGAGCUCACGGUUACAACAGGCAUUAAACACCCAAAGCAAUGA